AGAGGAAAAAACCCCACGUCGACUAGAUUGCAUCGAAAAUUACAACACAGCGAGCGCGGAGAUGAUCCGCCGCCGCCACCGCCCCACCUCGCCGGCGCCGCCGCUGGACAACGACGACCUCCUCUCCGAGAUCCUCCUCCGCCUCCCGCCGCUGCCAUCCUCCCUCCCCCGCGCCUCCCUCGUCUGCACCCGCUGGCGCCGCCUCGUCUCCGACCGCGGCUUCCUCCGCCGCUUCCGCGCCCGCCACCGCAAGCCUCCCCUCCUCGGCGUCAUCCAGGUCUGCGCCUACCCCAUCUUCGCCCCCGCGCUGGACCCGCCGGACCGGAUCCCCGCCGCGCGCUUCUCCUGGCGGCUCGACAACCGCCACGACCUCAACGACUUGCUGGGAGUCCGCCACGGCCGCGCCCUUGUCCACGUCAACACCUGCCGCUAUUCUCAGCGCAGGCUCAUCGUGUGGGACCCCGUCGCCGGCGACCGCCGCGCCGUGGCUAUUCCCGGCGGGUUCCGUGACAGGGGGGUGGUCGUCCGCGCCGGGGAGGUGCGCUGCGUCGCCGGCGACGGCGACCCGGGCCACGUGCACGGCGGCUGCCAUUCGAGUCCCUUUGAGGUUGUCAUACUAGGCACUAAUAAGAAUCGGACACACGCGUUCGCUUGUGUUUACUCAUCGGAGACCGGCAUCUGGGGCAAUGUCAUCUCAGCCGCAGUUAAUUUUGGGGAUUGCAUAUGCAAUUUUACUACCUUGGUUGGGAAUUCCCUUUACUGUUUGCUCCUAGGUGAGCAGAGGACCAGCUUCUUUCAGUUCGAUUUGGAUAAACAGAUAACAGCUCAGAUCGAUGUUCCACCCGAUAUGCAUCCUGAUGGGAAUGGCCACCACAGAUUUGGGGAUACAAUCUGCAGAUUUGCGCCUGCAGAGAACGGCGGGCUUCUUUUCCUUGUUGUCACACAUUAUACUCUCAAUGUAUGGAAGAGUGAGACCAAUGCUGAUGGUGUCGCUGGAUGGGUGCUGGAGAAAACUAUUGAACUGGACAGGCUCCUUUCUUUGGAACCAGGGCCUCAGAAAACGGCACCGAUGCUUCUGGGCUUCUCUGAGGAACAUAAUGUGGCUUUUGUGUGCACGUAUAUUGGUGUCUCCAUGAUCCAUCUGGAGUCAAAGGAAUUUAAGAGUGUUUCCCAAAGAAUGAGUCUAAUCUAUCAUCCAUUCACUAGUUUUUAUACUAAAGAACUGUCGCCCCACUGAUGGAUGAUCAUGUAAUUUGACCAUGGAGAUCACAAGAGCGCCAUUCCUGGUGAUUUUCGUGAGUUUUAAGAUGGCUAACUAUAUUUCCCAAGUAUUACCAAGUCGGAUAUGAUAUUCGUUGUCAGUCCUAGCAGGUUUUGUACGGUCACAUGUUCCUAAUACUUGGAUCGAUAUAAUUUAGCGACAAUAAUGUAAAUCAUGUUCAAGUGCUGCAUAGAUACCUUCAUCUGCAAUUCGGUAUUGUCGCCUGUGUCUGGAAUUGUGAUGUCACAUAAUAGCAGUCAUUAUUCUUGCUCCUGUGAA
This is a messenger RNA of Oryza sativa Japonica Group (Japanese rice), 1540 nucleotides long. RefSeq lists its product as uncharacterized. NCBI's taxonomy places the organism in Eukaryota, Viridiplantae, Streptophyta, Magnoliopsida, Poales, Poaceae. Gene Ontology annotation, molecular function: protein binding. The record is from RefSeq and is a predicted model, not a curated record.